Molecule: messenger RNA, 2133 nt
Organism: Salmo salar (Atlantic salmon)
Lineage: Eukaryota; Metazoa; Chordata; Actinopteri; Salmoniformes; Salmonidae
Source: RefSeq, a predicted model, not a curated record
AUGGGCCCCGACAGGGGUACUAUGGGCCCCGACAGGGGUACUAUGGGCCCUGACAGGGGACAUGGGUGCUAUGGGCCCCGGCAGGGGUACUAUGGGCCCCGACAGGGGUACUAUGGGCCCCGACAGGGGUACUAUGGGCCCCGACAGGGAUACUAUGGGCCCCAACAGGAGACAUGGGUACUAUGGGCCCCAACAGGAGACAUGGGUACUAUGGGCCCCAACAGGACUAUGGGCCCCGACAGGGGACAUGGGUACUAUGGGCCCCAACAGGGGACAGGGGUACUAUGGGCCCCAACAGGGAACAGGGGUACUAUGGGCCCCAACAGGGCCCCGACAGGGGACAUGGGUACUAUGGGCCCCAACAGGGGACAGGGGUACUAUGGGCCCCAACAGGGGACAGGGGUACUAUGGUCCCCAACAGGGAACAGGGGUACUAUGGUCCCCAACAGGGAACAGGGGUACUAUGGGCCCCAACAGGGAACAGUGGUACUAUGGGCCCCAACAGGGCCCCGACAGGGGACAUGGGUACUAUGGGCCCCAACAGGGGACAGGGGUACUAUGGGCCCCAACAGGGAACAGGGGUACUAUGGGCCCCAACAGGGAACAGGGGUACUAUGGUCCCCAACAGGGAACAGGGGUACUAUGGGCCCCAACAGGGAACAGUGGUACUAUGGGCCCCAACAGGGCCCCGACAGGGGACAUGGGUACUAUGGGCCCCAACAGGGGACAGGGGUACUAUGGGCCUCAACUGGGGAACUUUGGGCCCCAACAGGGGACAGGGGUACUAUGGGCCUCAACUGGGGAACUUUGGGCCCCAACAGGGGUACUAUGGGCCCCAACAGGAAACAGGGAUACUAUGGUCCCCAACAGGGAACAGGGGUACUAUGGGCCCCCAACAGGGGACAGGGGAACUUUGGGGCCCCAACAGGGAACAGGGGUACUUUGGGCCCCAACAGGGGUACUAUGGGCCCCAAUAGGGGUACUAUGGGCCCCAACAGGGAACAGGGGUACUAUGGGCCCCAACAGGGCAACUAUGGGCCCCAACAGGGAACAGGGGUACUAUGGGCCCCAACAGGGGACAGGGGUACUAUGGUCCUCAACUGGGGAACUUUGGGCCCCAACAGGGGUACUAUGGGCCCCAACAGGAAACAAGGAUACUAUGGUCCCCAACAGGGAACAGGGGUACUAUGGGCCCCCAACAGGGGACAGGGGAACUUUGGGCCCCAACAGGGAACAGGGGUACUAUGGGCCCCAACAGGGGUACUAUGGGCCCCAACAGGGGUACUAUCGGCUCCAACAGGGGUACUUUGGGCCCCGACAGGGGUACUAUGGGCCCCAACAGGGGACAGGGGUACUUUGGGCACCAACAGGGGUACUUUGGGCCCCAACAGGGAACAGGGGUACUAUGGGCCCCAACAGGGGAACUAUGGGCCCCAACAGGGAACAGGGGUACUAUGGGCCCCAAAAGGGAACAGGGGUACUAUGGGCCUCAACUGGGGAGCUUUGGGCCCCAACAGGGGACAGGGGUACUAUUGGUCUCAACUGGGGAAAUUUGGGACCCAACAGGGGUGCUAUGGGCCCCAACUGGAAACAGGGGUACUAUGGUCCCCAACAGGGAACAGGGGUACUAUGGUCCCCAACAGGGAACAGGGGUACUAUGGGCCCCCAACAGGGGACAGGGGAACUUUGGGCCCCAACAGGGAACAGGGGUACUACGUGCCCCAACAGGGGUACUAUCGGCCCCAACAGGGGUGCUAUGGGCCCCAACAGGGGUACUUUGGGCCCCCACAGGGGUACUAUGGGCCCCAACAGGGGACAGGGGUACUUUGGGCCCCAACAGGGAACAGGGGUACUAUGGGCCCAACAGGGAACCGGGGUACUAUGGGCCCCAACAGGGAACAGGGGUACUAUGGGCCCAAACAGGGAACAGGGGUUCUAUGGGCCUCAACUGGGGAACUUUGGACCCCAACAGGGGACAGGGGAACUUUGGGCCUCAACUGGGGAACUUUGGGCCCCAACAGGGGUACUAUGGGCCCCAACAGGGGUACUAUGGGCCCCAACAGGGGUACUACGGGCCCCGACAGCACUUACUUUAUUAUGGCUGGUGAUCUAUGGGUUGAUGAUUCAACCUAA